Molecule: messenger RNA, 3358 nt
Organism: Podarcis lilfordi (Lilford's wall lizard)
Lineage: Eukaryota; Metazoa; Chordata; Lepidosauria; Squamata; Lacertidae
Source: the annotation of a GenBank genome assembly
AUGGUGAGUCCCUUUCCCUCCCCGCUGGUUGAGGGUCUCGCUGCGGGGAAAGGGCGUUUUGCUGCCUCUCUUUCGUUGGGACUCAUAUUGGGGAGCUGGGCGUUGCAGGGGCGGCCGCCUCCCUUAUUUGUUUUCUUGUGGUUCUCAAAUUGUGACUAUCCAGAUGUUGUUGGACUACAACUCCCAUCAUCCCUGAGCUCUGGCCUUGCUAGCUAGGGGUGAUGGGAGUCGUAGUCCGACAACAUCUGGGGACCCACAGGUUGAGAAAGGCUGGUAGAAUCAUCUGUAGCUCAGCCAGGGAGCAGCGCUCUCGAACGGCCCUUUCUCAGGACCUCUCCGAAGCAUGGUUGUCACACGAUGAUAGGGCACAUAAGUUUUAUGAAAAGAACACCGCGCUGCCCUUGGGGGGGUGGGGGCUGGGCGGUGGGGUUUGGACCUUGUUAUACGAUAUGGGUCGAUUCUCAUGGACAACUGUGGAACGAUACAUUGGUUUGAUCUGUUUUCACUGUACAGCAUAACGUCAAGUUUUGGGUUUCAAUAUACAGUAUUAAUUCUUUAAUGCAAUCUACUCUUUUUUGAAAAUCGUUUACUUAAAGAAAAGAAGCAAAGGUUGUUGUUGUUGUUUCAAAAAAGUCCUCUGGGUUGUUUGCACGGAGUUAAAAUAAUAUACAAUUCUAACAAUAUAACAAUAAUUUUGAACAGCUUAAAUUAGUAAAAAAAUCAAUCAUUUCAAUGCCCUGCCCAAAAAAACCUAGCACAAAUAGCAUAACAUUUAAAUUUCUGAUUUUGUUCAUAUUUUUGUAACAUUUUAUGUGAGCUUGUCUGUAAUGUUUGCUUUUUAUCUGUAUUUUGUUAACAAAUGUUUUACAUUGUGUUUUGUAAACCACUUGGAUGUUGAGUAAACGGCGUAUAUGUUGGUUUAUGUUAUAUCUUGACUGCCUUUCAUUGAGACGACCCUAAUUUUUCUUCUACCUCUGGCUUUGUUUUAGGCCACUGCUACUGACCAGUUGGUUGGGUAUGGCUUGGUAGCCUUCAGUCUCAUUCUCUUUGCUUACUAUACUGUCUGGAUUAUCAUUCUGGUAUGUUAUUUAUUAUUGCUUUUAAAAAAUCUUAUUUUAGUACGUUUAUACCCAGCCUUUCCUCCAAGGCAAGGGUAGGAAAACUGAGUUCUGGGGAUGAAAUGCGGCCCUUAAGGCCUUUCUGUUUGGCCCUCGGAACUGCCCCCCCCCCGAGCUCACCCGUCACCUGCCUGAAUGGAAGGUAGAGAGGUGUGUGUGCAGAAAUUAGCCUGCUGUAUAAGGUGAAAUGUUACAUUCUUUGAUUGGCCCACUUUUGCCUCUGGUCCCACCCAACAUUAGCAUGUGCCUCUUAGGAUGGUCAGAUGGGAAUGUUGCCCCUGUGCUGAAAACGGUUCUCUACUUUUGCUCUAAGGAGCUCAAGGUGCUCUGUAAUAUUCUCCCCGUCCCCAGCUUAUCCUCGCAACAAGCCUGUGAGGGAGGUUAGGCUGAGCAAUAGUGACUGAACCAGCAGCACUUAGUAAGCACUGUGACUGAGUGUGGGUUUAAAUCCGACUCCCUAGUCUCACUUGAACCAUGGCACAACACCGGUUCUUGCAAAUUCAAUUGCAGCACAAUCGUGAUAGCAGCUCUCCCAAGGUUUUGGACAGGGAUUUCCCCCUGUCUUACCAAGAAAUGCUGGAGAUUGAACCUGGGACCUUCUGCAUGCCAAGCAGAUGCUUCAACACUGAGCCACAAACUUCCCAAAGAGUAACAUAAGAAGCUGCCUUAUUCAAAGUCACACAAAUAGCCCAUCUAGCUCAGUAUUGUUAACACUGACCAGCAGUGGGUCCCCAGAUUUUAGAUUGGGGACUUUUCCAGCCCUACAAGGAGAUGCUGACGAUUGAACUUGUGGCCUUUUGCAUUUCAAGCAGAUGUUCUGCCACUUAGCUACAGAACUUCUGUAGGAAAGUCUUUCCAGUCGCCCACUCUGUGGUCCUGUUUACUGGAGGUUUCAGGGGUUGAAUCCAGGAAAUUCCAGAUGCAAAGCGUGAGCUCCCUAACCACUGAGUUUGUGGUCCCUUUGACUUUCACAAAAUCUCUGUGCAAAAAGGUGGAGGGGUGUUGGAAUCUGGUCUGCUGCUGAGGGUUCAGGCAGAAACAUUUUCCCAUUUGCACUCACUGACAUAUGUACCUGUUCCUUCAGCCCUUCAUUGAAAUUGACCACCUGAUUCACAAGUAUUUUUUGCCACGAGAGUAUUCGGUGAUCAUCCCUGUAGUUGCGGGGCUUGUGUUGCUGCUCUUUAUAGGUAAGUCAUAUCUCCAGGUCUUCAUGUUGUGUUUUGUUUUUUUACAGAUGGAAACUUGUGAUAAGGACUUAGCAAGAAAUCUCUGUAUUGAUUCAUAAUAUGGGUGUACUGCCCAAUAAUUAACAUUCUCUGGCCAGCAAAUGAUACAAAAUGUAAAAGCUGUAAAAAAUAAGAAUGGGGGGGGCAAGCCUCCCGAUCUCGUUGCACUACAGCUUCCAUCAGCCCCAGCCAACAAUCUAAAAGGCAUGUCACAGAAAGAAUGAGGAGAUUAAAGCAAACACAGGUAGUAGUUCAGGGGUGGGAAACAUCCAGCCUCCCCAUUUUGCCCACGAGCCCCAACCAAUGCCCACUUGCCCCACACCUGACGUCGCAUGUGAGAUCAGUAGUGGGGCAGGUAGAGACACGGCUGCAGAAAGCAGGAUUGAAUAGCACAUCAGCUGGUGACCAGAGAGUUAAAUCCUGUCUGGUUCAGGCAUGCCAGCAAGUUCUUACUAGAAACUGUUUGGUGUACCCAAACCCUGAAGAAAGCAGGGGGCGGUAAUCCUGCUUGGGCAGUACCUCCCCACAACCGACUGGAAUGGGAAACUGUUCAAGGAAAGGAGUCAGAAAUUGCUGGUCUCUUUGCAGGCCAAUGGAGUAGCCCCACUUACCUUCUUUCCCUCUGCUGCAGCCUGAUGGAAUAGUUGCUGGAAGAUGACAAUCGCUCGACGGGGGUGCCUGAUGGAACUGGCUUCUCAGCAGAACCUGUCUUAUUUGUGUUGCCUGUUCUUCCUUUCACAUAACCUGAAAUGCGCAAUGUAAAGCCUAGGGGGUGAGGAAAUGAGGUUCCUUCCUCACUUUGAUAUAUAGAGAAGAGUUCUUCCAAUGCACCAAUGGUUCUAUUGCCGUACAACAGCUUUGUUUCUUAAAUAACAUGAUGGCCGAGAGUCUGACGUUGUUCAGGGCAGCACAGCAGUGUCUUAAAACAGAUUUCCCUCCCUUUGUGUUUCACUAGGAACGUUCAUAGCCACCAUCACAUGGAAGAACCGGAAGACUGUGAAGAAAUCUGCAUGA